Molecule: messenger RNA, 870 nt
Organism: Perognathus longimembris pacificus (Pacific pocket mouse)
Lineage: Eukaryota; Metazoa; Chordata; Mammalia; Rodentia; Heteromyidae
Gene: Bax
Product: BCL2 associated X, apoptosis regulator
Exons: 6
Coding region: 125-703 (192 amino acids)
Biological process (GO): intrinsic apoptotic signaling pathway in response to DNA damage; release of cytochrome c from mitochondria; extrinsic apoptotic signaling pathway in absence of ligand
Cellular component (GO): mitochondrial outer membrane
Molecular function (GO): protein homodimerization activity; channel activity; protein heterodimerization activity
Source: RefSeq, a predicted model, not a curated record
GGGCAGCGGCCAUUUUGCGGGGCGCCCACGUGUGGGGCGCACGUUCAGCGGGUCCUCACGUGACCGGGGCGCGCUGCAGCCGCCCGGGCGGACCCGGCGAGAGGCGGUGGCGGCAGUGGCAGUGAUGGACGGAUCCGGGGAGCAGCCCAGAGGAGGCGGGCCCACCAGCUCUGAGCAGAUCAUGAAGACAGGGGCCCAUUUGCUUCAGGGUUUCAUCCAGGAUCGAGCAGGGCGGAUGGGUGGGGAGACACCGGAGCUGGCCUUGGAGCAGGUGCCUCAAGAUGCAUCCACCAAGAAGCUGAGCGAGUGUCUCAAGCGCAUCGGGGACGAACUGGACAGUAACAUGGAACUACAGAGGAUGAUUGCCGCUGUGGACACGGACUCCCCUCGAGAGGUCUUUUUCCAAGUGGCAGCUGACAUGUUUGCUGAUGGCAACUUCAACUGGGGCCGAGUUGUUGCUCUUUUCUACUUUGCCAGCAAACUGGUGCUCAAGGCCCUGUGCACAAAGGUGCCUGAACUUAUCAGAACCAUCAUGGGCUGGACACUGGAGUUCCUCCGAGAUCGGCUGCUGGGCUGGAUCCAAGAACAGGGUGGUUGGGAUGACCUCCUCUCCUACUUUGGGACCCCCACGUGGCAGACAGUGACGAUCCUUGUGGCAGGAGUGCUCACCGCCUCCCUCACCAUCUGGAAGAAGAUGGGCUGAGGCCGCCUGCCGCCUUGUGGACUGUGUCUUUUCUGCAUAAAUUAUGGCUUUUUUCUGGGUGGAAUGGGGGUGGGGGGAAAUGGGCAUUUUUCUUACUUUUGUAAUUAUUGGGGUGGGGAAACGGUGGCCUGUGGAGGGGCAAUAAACCUCCUUUGGUCUACGAUUUG